Messenger RNA from Pseudonaja textilis, 1305 nucleotides. RefSeq names its product enoyl-CoA hydratase 1 (gene ECH1). The record is from RefSeq and is a predicted model, not a curated record. Gene Ontology annotation, molecular function: delta(3,5)-delta(2,4)-dienoyl-CoA isomerase activity. Gene Ontology annotation, cellular component: mitochondrion. Lineage: Eukaryota; Metazoa; Chordata; Lepidosauria; Squamata; Elapidae.
CUGCGGUAGGAGAGCGGAGACAGUUAUGGCGGUGGUGGCGUCGGGGGUCCUCGGGGGGCUGCUCCGGAGGCAUCUCGCCGUUCGUCCUGCUUCCUGUCACGGCUUCAGCAUCAUGGCCUCCAAAGCCCAGCAGCAACAACAGGCGCCACCCCAGCAGCAGCCCAAUUCCGUGCCCACCUACGAGACCUUGAAGUUGGAACGGGUCCGCGAGAAGGUGCUGCACGUGGAGCUGAACCGCCCCGAGAAAAGGAAUGCCAUGAACAUCGCCUUUUGGAGAGAGAUGGUUGAAUGCUUCAACAAGAUUGGCCAAGACCCUGAGUGCCAUGCAGUGGUGAUAUCGGGCGCUGGAAAAAUGUUCACUUCAGGUAUCGACCUCAUGGAGAUGGGCAGCGUUUUCCUGAUGGCAGAAGGUGACGACGUGGCCCGGAAAGCUUGGAACAUCCGCAAGAAGAUCCGAGACUACCAAGAAUCCUUCACAGUCCUGGAGAAGUGUCCCAAACCCAUCGUUGUGGCCGUUCACGGGGCCUGCAUCGGAGGAGGUGUGGAUCUCAUUUCGGCCUGCGAUAUUCGCUACUGCACGCAAGACGCUUGGUUCCAGGUGAAGGAAGUAGAUGUUGGGCUAGCAGCCGACGUUGGCACAUUGCAGCGUUUGCCACGCAUCAUUGGAAAUCGGAGCCUAGUGAACGAGUUGGCUUUCACUGCCAGAAAGCUGAUGGCUCCAGAAGCGGAGAGCUGCGGCCUUGUCAGCCGGGUGUUCCGAGAUCGAGAGACGAUGCUGCAGAGUGCCUUUGAUUUGGCCACCGAAAUUGCCAGCAAGAGCCCGCUCGCAGUUCAGGGGACAAAAAUUAACCUUGUUUACUCCAGAGACCAUUCGGUGCCUGAAAGCUUGAAAUACAUGGCUGCCUGGAACAUGAGCAUGCUUCAAACGGAGGACAUCAUCAAGUCCGCCCAAGCUUUGAUGGAGAAGAAGAGCCCCAAGGAGGUGGUCUAUUCCAAAUUGUAGGGGGCAACCUGUAUCCAAAGCGAAGGGGCGACAAAUACGGUGGCUUUGCAGAGACCAAGCCCGGAUGCCAAGACGGCAGCAUCCCCGUGCCUUUGAGUCACGCCCUGCCUGCCUGUUCCCUUCUGGUUCACCUGCUGAUACUUUUGGGGGGCUGCAAAGCGAGACGCCCCCUUUGUAAUGGUGGUGGUGGUGGUGGGGGUGUUUCCCUAAGCACUCAGGCUAACAGCUGAAGUGCCUAUGAAUGUAGAUGCCGAAAAAGCUGAUUUUUAAAAAACAAAAGAUUAAAUCCUGUUUUCAUUGUA